This is a messenger RNA of Ictalurus punctatus (channel catfish), 2077 nucleotides long. Its product is annotated as putative C-type lectin domain family 20 member A. NCBI's taxonomy places the organism in Eukaryota, Metazoa, Chordata, Actinopteri, Siluriformes, Ictaluridae. The record is from RefSeq and is a predicted model, not a curated record. The coding region runs from base 82 to 1011 and encodes 309 amino acids. The transcript is spliced from 6 exons.
GACACUGAGAUCUGUAAAAGCUACAACACUGAAAGUUUACCUCCUUCACAUUUCAGUGAGUUUCCCAACAAUACAUCAGUGAUGGAGCAGUGUCUGUUCAUACUCCUGUUUUUCACAGGAGUCAUCUCUCUCGUCCUGUCUGUUCCUCGUAAGUACUUUCUGAUCCAGCAGGGGAAAACAUGGAGUGAUGCUCAGGCUUACUGCAGAGUCACAUACACCGAUCUGGCUAUUAUCGAAAGUACUGAGAACAUGGUUGAACUUCAGUAUGAAGCACAGAGACAACAAUUCAGUUCCAGUGCAUGGCUUGGAAUGUACAAUGACAUUAACAGCUGGCGCUGGUCCUUUGGAAAUGAGCCACUGACAACCGGGAUGACGUGGCUUGCAGGACGGCCUAAUAACAAUGGCGGACAUCAAGAGUGUGGUGCAACAAGUACGUGGGGUUGGUUUGAUAACCCAUGUAAUAGCACAAGGCCCUUUGUGUGCUUUGAUGACACUAAAACUGGAAAUAAAGUGUACAUUUACAUCUCUAACAAAACGACUUGGUAUGAUGCUCAGGCUUACUGCAGAACGCAUCAUGUGGAUCUGGCCAGUUCUAGAAAUGCAACAGAAAACUCAAAUAUACAGAGUGCGAUCGCUGUCUACACUUGGACUUGGUUUGGUCUGUUCAGAGACUCCUGGAAGUGGACAGAUCAAACCAACGUCUCUACCAUCCGCUGGAUGCCUGGAAAACCUGAUAAUCAACUGGGAAAUGAAAACUGUGGUUAUGUAAAUAACAAUGAGGUUGCUGAUGCACAAUGUUCAGACAUAAUGCCUUUCUUCUGUUAUUCAGGAAUGACAAUACAAAAAAUCAUGAGGGUUAAGGUCCGGUCCAGUCAGGAUGUGAACGAUCUUGCAGUACAGGUGGCCAUCUUGGAGCAGAUCAAGCAAAAACUGAAAGAUCAUGGGAUAGCAGAGAACAUCACAGUGAAAUGGAGAGAGCAACCAGAUGGAUCUGUGUUUCACAAGGAAUAAGAAAAUAAUGCUGCAGAAAAUGAAGAACUUUAAGUCUUUAGCUGUUUCUUAAAUCGUGUAACUCUGUAGUGCUCUAGAGUGACUAAUGUGUUCACUCUGGGAAGUUUAAUACGAUGUAGUUCACUAUUAAAUGGAGGGUGAAGGGAAAAAAUUGUUUAAACUAUUUCACUACUCAUAAUUCUAACAUAAUAUAAAUUUUGUCUCUUUACACGAAGUGUCUCUUUACACUAAAUGUAGUCAGCUGAGAUGUUUCUGGGUGUUUAUUUCUUUAGUUUAACAGAUAGCAUGCUAAUGAAGCUAACAUUUAAUUAAAGUCUAUUUUACGUCAAAUGUUUUGUGUAAUUGUAGACCUAAAUCUUUAUAUACUCACUUCAGAUAAUAUUUCUUAGAUCCAUAAUAGUCUAUGGCUCAUAUAUAGAAGCUCUUAUUUCUUUCCUUUUCAUAAGCAUUAACUAACCAUUAUGCUCCUGAUGAAGUAGAAUCCAUAGACUAUGUGAUGUGAGAAUAAGUGAAUAAUGUGCAGGAUAUUUCCCCCUGCUGAGUCUGUCCUGCUUCCUCCUGAGCUCCUUCUGCAGGAGCUCCACUGUGUUCCUCGUUUCACUCACUGGGCUCUGUUUCAGAUCUGUAAAACUGUUCGGAAACAAUAUGUACUGUAAAAAGCUCUAUAACAAUAUUCUAUUUACAGCUCCUAUAUUCAUCAUGACACACCUGCCCAUGAAAUCACACAUUUAAUUAACACCACACUGCUCACUAAAUAAUAACAGUCUACUACAUUUUCCUGUAUAUUAGUUACACUAUGAAACUUUUAGUUGAUAUUAUCAGUAGAAACCUGGUUGGCCUAAAUGUGUGAGUCAAGAGCUGAAAGCUUUAGUGAUUACUUCUUCAUUUUACUGGUUUCAGGAUGGGACUGAUACAGAAAAUGUCCAUAUUGCCACCUGUAAUCCUCUGAUUCUGCAUUGUAUUUAACUGUACACCAAUGCAAAAAGUAAUUUCUUCUUCUUCAUUUAUUAUCAUUAGAUUAUAAUCUUUAUACAGAAUUGAAAUAAAGAGAGACAAAGAAAUAUAA